AUGAAUCCAGCAGACUCAGCAACAAGAGGAGUCGAUAAGGACGACAUGACUGACCAUAUGUGGUGGAAGGGACCAAAGUUUAUCCUAGAUCCAAUAGAGCAAUGGCCAAAGACAUGCCCUCUCUUCAAGAUACCAGAUGACGUGGAGAACGACAGCUGCGCGCUCCCAGUAUCGUCGGCGACAAGAACUCACAUUAUGGAACUACUGGACUGA
Necator americanus (New World hookworm) is the source of this 213-nucleotide messenger RNA. RefSeq lists its product as uncharacterized. The coding region runs from base 1 to 213 and encodes 70 amino acids. Lineage: Eukaryota; Metazoa; Nematoda; Chromadorea; Rhabditida; Ancylostomatidae. The record is from RefSeq and is a predicted model, not a curated record. The transcript has a single exon.